GCAAGAUCGCGCUGAUUAAUCUCAGUGGGUGGAGCUUAUUCACAGUCAACACUUGCGUGAUUAUCUGACAUCGCGAUGAAGUUAGCAAUCAUACUCGCUUGCAUUGUGACAUUCAUUUACGCGCAAUUUCCACUGACUGCUGAGCAACAGGAGCAGCUAAAGAAGGACCCAAGGUGCAGGAUUCCCUGUGCCGCUGGUCAAGUGAAGAAACUCAGCCAUCCGUACGACUGCACGAAAUACACGGAAUGCAGGAAUGGCGUUGUUACAUUCAAGGAUUGUCCGAGUGGCUAUAAAUUCUCAACUGGCUUGAAGGCGUGUGAGCAUUCAGCUGGUGGCGCAGGACAGGGCUGUCUCGCGUGUUUCCAGAGACGUCCAGUUGAUUAUUAAUUUCAAGGAAGCAUAAUAAAACUAAUUUGUGUUGUAAAUGAAAAAUCCUUGGAAACGUGAAAUAAAGAAAAAUGUGUGAAAUAAA
This is a messenger RNA of Diachasma alloeum, 472 nucleotides long. RefSeq lists its product as uncharacterized. Bases 76 to 387 code for a protein of 103 amino acids. Gene Ontology annotation, cellular component: extracellular region. The record is from RefSeq and is a predicted model, not a curated record. Gene Ontology annotation, molecular function: chitin binding. NCBI's taxonomy places the organism in Eukaryota, Metazoa, Arthropoda, Insecta, Hymenoptera, Braconidae. The transcript has 3 exons.